Penaeus chinensis is the source of this 777-nucleotide messenger RNA. RefSeq names its product glycine-rich cell wall structural protein 2-like. Bases 1 to 777 code for a protein of 258 amino acids. NCBI's taxonomy places the organism in Eukaryota, Metazoa, Arthropoda, Malacostraca, Decapoda, Penaeidae. The record is from RefSeq and is a predicted model, not a curated record. The transcript is spliced from 2 exons.
AUGGCGGCUCCUUCAGCGGAGGACUUCGUCCCAGCAUUGGACACAGCGUUUCAAGCGCCAACAUCCACGCCAGCUCCUUCGGCAGCCACGGCGUGCAUGGAGGCUCGUUCUCACGCCCACACGCCGUCUCGCGCCCACACGUCGUCUCACGCCCACACGUCGUCUCACACCCACACUCUAGCUUCUCUUCAGGCUUCAGCAGCAGCCACGGAGGCGCUGUCGUUGGACAUCAUGGCGCUCCCAUCAGAUACGGAAAAUAAGGAGAAUCCGAUUAAGCUGAGCCUCUGCCUGGCCCUCCUGGCCGCCUGCGCCACCGCAGACACUCGCUCCCACGCCCACGGAGGAUUCGUAGGACACGCUGGACCCUCCUUCGGAGCGACCCAUGGACACGGCGGUUCCUUUGUGUCCGGACACGGCGCCUCGCACGGAGGAUCCUUUGGGCGUGGAGUGGGCGGCCACGGAGGGGCGGUGGCCGUAGGACACAGCGUGUCCAGCGGUCCCGUCUACGGCGGCGGCCAUGGCGGCUCCUUCAGCGGAGGACUUCGUCCCAGCAUUGGACACGGCGUUUCAAGCGCCAACAUCCACGCCAGCUCCUUCGGCAGCCACGGCGUGCAUGGAGGCUCGUUCUCACGCCCACAUGUCGUCUCACGCCCACAUGUUGUCUCACACCCACAUGUCGUCUCACGCCCACACUCUAGCUUCUCUUCAGGCUUCAGCAGCAGCCACGGAGGCGCUGUCGUUGGACAUCAUGGCGCUCCCAUCAGAUACGGAAAAUAA